Rana temporaria (common frog) is the source of this 1881-nucleotide messenger RNA. Its product is annotated as sterol 26-hydroxylase, mitochondrial-like. Gene Ontology annotation, cellular component: mitochondrial inner membrane. Gene Ontology annotation, molecular function: oxidoreductase activity, acting on paired donors, with incorporation or reduction of molecular oxygen; iron ion binding; monooxygenase activity. Bases 238 to 1776 code for a protein of 512 amino acids. The record is from RefSeq and is a predicted model, not a curated record. NCBI's taxonomy places the organism in Eukaryota, Metazoa, Chordata, Amphibia, Anura, Ranidae. Gene Ontology annotation, biological process: cholesterol metabolic process; cortisol metabolic process; cellular response to peptide hormone stimulus. The transcript is spliced from 9 exons.
AAGACUCAGCAUUCCAGAGAGCCAAUGCUGACCUGAAAUGUUCUUGUUUUCGGUGACGCAAUAGAACAUUUUUUUAUUUAUUUUUUUAAUUUUUGGUCUGAAGCUCACAUCUGAAAACACAGAACCCGGUGCGUCGGGUUUCCUAAGAAAAGGUGUGUGAAAAUUACCUGUCGGACCUGCUCUAUUCAGUGGGAGGGAUCCUGCUGUAUUCACGUCCACACAGGGAACCCUUUCACCAUGAUCUCCAGGAUAAGCAGGGUCUUCUAUCCUUCUAUCCAGCUAUCACCAUGCAGGCUGAGAGGCACGAGGCACAUGGGGUCUCUGGGGGUAUCAGGAGACAAAGUGGAGAACAGGAGUAACCUAAAGACCAUCGACGACUUGCCGGGACCUAGCCAACUGGAAUUGAUCUACUGGGUGUUCCUGAGAGGCUAUCUGUUUCACAUGCAUGAACUAGAGGCAAAACUUAAAAAGAAGUACGGACCAAUAUGGGUGUCUACCUUGUCGCAUUAUCGCACGGUCAAUAUCGCUGGCCCUGACAUCUUGGAGACUCUCUUAAAGCAGGAAGGCAAGUACCCAAUGAGGGCCACCAUGGAUCUAUGGAAGGGACAUCGAGACCUUCGGGGUCAUUUCUACGGACCGCUGAGUGAACAGGGCCAUCGAUGGCAAACCCUGCGCUCAGUGCUCAACCAGAAGAUGCUGAAGCCAACCGAUGCAGUGCGAUACAUCGACACACUGAACGAGGUGGUCCCUGAUCUGCUGGACAAGAUCAGAGAGCUGAGAGCAGAGAGUCAGUCGGGACUGGUGGUGACAAAUGUGGCUGGACUGAUGUAUAAGUUUGCCUUUGAAAGCAUCUGUGGGGUAAUAUUUGAGACCCGGCUGGGCUGUCUGAGAAGGGAGGUUGCAGAUGAAAUUCAGAAACUUAUCAGCUCGGUUGGAAUCAUGUUGGAGAACGAGGUGGUGAUUGAGCGGCUACCUCCCUGGACCAGAAAUUGGCUUCCUUACUGGGGACGUUUUGUCGAGGCCUGGGACGCCAUCUUUGCUUAUGGGACGAAACUGAUUGACAAGAAAGUGGAAGACAUUGAAGGACGCCUCCAAAGAGGAGAAGAUUUGGGAGGAGCCUAUCUCACUCAUCUGCUGACCAAUGGGAAGCUGGACCUGAAGGAGGUUUAUGGGAUAAUGCCGGAGAUCCUUCAAGCUGGGGUGGACACGACAUCAAAUACCUUGACAUGGGCCCUGUACCUGCUGGCAAAGCACCCAGAGAUCCAGCAGAGUCUCUAUGAGGAGGUGGUGAGUGUUAUCCCUGGAGAUAAAAUUCCCUCCCACGAGGAUCUUGCUAGAAUGCCACUGCUGAAAGCCGUCAUCAAGGAAACCCUGAGGAUGUAUCCGGUGGUUCCACAAAACGGACGUAUUAUAACAGAUAAGGAGAUAGUCCUAGAAGGAUACAUGUUCCCUAAAGAUACGCAGUUUGUACUUUCUCACUAUGUUCUGUCUCGCGAUGAGGACAGCUUCUCUGAACCCGGCAAGUUCCUGCCCCAGAGGUGGCUGCGCAGCUCUGAGAAGAAUCACCACCCUUUUGCCUCUAUCCCCUUUGGGUACGGGGUCAGGGGGUGCCUGGGGCGCCGGGUAGCUGAGCUGGAGAUGCACUUGGCUCUGUCACAGAUGAUCAGACAAUUCCAGCUGCUGCCAGAUCCAGAAAUGAAAGAAGCGAAGACAAAGAAUCGGGUGGUUCUCGUGUCAGACAUUCCAAUCAAUCUGCAGUUCAUCGAUCGCCAAUAAUAGAUUCGGGGGCUAAAUAAACCUUUUCAGGGAAACUUGUGAAAUAGGAAGUAAGAUUUUAUCCUGGAAAUAAAUCUGACAGGCUUGUCUAUCAGUGGUCUCCAA